Dama dama (fallow deer) is the source of this 1461-nucleotide messenger RNA. RefSeq names its product shisa family member 9 (gene SHISA9). Gene Ontology annotation, cellular component: AMPA glutamate receptor complex; dendritic spine membrane; postsynaptic membrane. Gene Ontology annotation, biological process: regulation of short-term neuronal synaptic plasticity; regulation of AMPA receptor activity. The record is from RefSeq and is a predicted model, not a curated record. The transcript is spliced from 5 exons. Lineage: Eukaryota; Metazoa; Chordata; Mammalia; Artiodactyla; Cervidae. Bases 1 to 1278 code for a protein of 425 amino acids.
AUGCGCCGCGUCCUCCGGCUGCUUCUCGGCUGCUUCCUCACCGAGCUGUGCGCCCGCGUGUGCCGGGCGCAGGAGCGAGCGGGGCACGGGCAGCUGGCGCAGCUGGGCGGCGUGGUGGUGCUGACCGGGGGCAACCGCUCCGGGGCCGCCUCGGGAGAGGUCGGCGAGGGCGUGGGGGUCUCGGACGCGCCCCCGACCCGGGCGCCCACGCCGGACUUCUGCCGGGGCUACUUCGAUGUCAUGGGCCAGUGGGACCCGCCGUUCAACUGCAGCUCGGGCGACUUCAUCUUUUGCUGCGGGACUUGUGGCUUCCGGUUCUGCUGCACGUUUAAGAAGCGGCGACUGAAUCAGAGCACCUGCACCAACUACGACACUCCGCUCUGGCUCAACACGGGCAAGCCCCCCGCGCGGAAGGACGACCCCCUGCACGACCCCACCAAGGACAAGACCAACCUGAUCGUUUACAUCAUCUGCGGGGUGGUGGCCGUCAUGGUGCUCGUGGGCAUCUUCACCAAGCUGGGGCUGGAGAAAGCGCACCGGCCCCAAAGGGAGCACAUGUCCAGGGCCCUUGCAGACGUGAUGAGGCCCCAGGGCCACUGCAACACUGACCACAUGGAGAGAGAUCUCAACAUUGUGGUUCACGUCCAGCAUUAUGAGAACAUGGAUACCAGAACCCCCAUAAAUAAUCUUCAUACAACCCAGAUGAACAACGCAGUGCCCACCUCCCCUUUGCUCCAGCAGAUGGGCCACCCACAUUCCUAUCCCAGCCUGGGCCAGAUCUCCAACCCUUACGAACAGCAGCCGCCCGGCAAAGAGCUCAAUAAGUACGCCUCCUUGAAGGCAGUUGGAAGUUCUGAGGGUGACUGGACAGUGGCGACACUUAAGUCACCGAAAGCCGACAAGGUAAACGAUGACUUCUACUCCAAGCGGCGGCACCUGGCUGAGCUGGCUGCCAAGGGGAACUUACCGCUGCAUCCUGUGAGAGUGGAGGAUGAGCCGCGGGCUUUCAGCCCUGAGCACGGCCCCGCCAAGCAGAAUGGACAGAAGUCCCGCACCAACAAGACGCCCCCCCACCCCCUGGCCUACAACUCCACCGCCAACUUUAAGAGCUGGGACCCCAAGGAUCAGUCUCUCCGGCGGCAACAGGCUUAUGGGAACAAGGGCAAGCUUGGCACGGCUGAGUCAGGCUCCAGUGACCCCUUGGGAACUCGCACCCCGCACUACCCACCCCCACAGCCAUACUUCAUCACCAACAGCAAAACGGAAGUGACUGUCUGAGCUGUCGCCACAGGGGACAUCCUGGAAACCACACUCAACUGAGAGAGGCAAAAAAUACCCCAGCCCACGUCUUCCCUGCCCCCCGCCAGCACACCCACCUUCACACUCACCCUCCACACCAACUGAUGAUAAACCUACUGGUGACAUGGAAUCAUGCUUUUCCUGCGUCCUGCCUAACGCGUG